Messenger RNA from Doryrhamphus excisus (bluestripe pipefish), 2336 nucleotides. RefSeq names its product ethanolamine-phosphate cytidylyltransferase. Gene Ontology annotation, molecular function: ethanolamine-phosphate cytidylyltransferase activity. Gene Ontology annotation, biological process: phosphatidylethanolamine biosynthetic process. The record is from RefSeq and is a predicted model, not a curated record. NCBI's taxonomy places the organism in Eukaryota, Metazoa, Chordata, Actinopteri, Syngnathiformes, Syngnathidae. Gene Ontology annotation, cellular component: cytoplasm.
UCAGGCGUAGUUGGAGGCGGUGGGUGGUGGAGUGACGUCCCUGUCCUAGUGCGACGGUGCAGAGGACGUAGUUUGAAUAAUCACCGUCCAAACCGGAUUAAGUACCCUUUAACGUGUAGUACAAGUCAUUUGUGUUUGUGAAAACACGGUAACCAUGAUGAAAAAUGGCCACCACGACGCGGAUGAGCAGCAGCUGGCCGGAGGUGACCGAAAGAUGAAGCCGGCUAGUUCCCAGUGCAGCCCGGAGAAAAGGAAGCGCGUUGUCAGGUUGUGGUGUGACGGCUGCUACGACAUGGUACACUACGGCCACUCCAAUCAGCUGCGGCAAGCAAAAGGCAUGGGGGAUUACCUCAUUGUUGGAGUACAUACAGAUGUGGAAAUUUCCAAGCACAAAGGCCCUCCGGUCUUCACCCAGGAAGAGCGCUAUAAGAUGGUGCGGGCCAUCAAGUGGGUGGAUGAGAUUGUGGAAGGAGCGCCCUACGUCACCACACUGGAGACCCUCAACAAGUUCAACUGUGACUUCUGCGUGCAUGGAGACGACAUCACGCUGACUGUGGAUGGCAAGGACACGUACGAGGAGGUGAAGCGAGCGGGACGCUAUCGGGAAUGUAAACGCACUCAGGGAGUGUCCACGACAGACCUGGUGGGACGUAUGCUGCUCAUGACCAAGUCACAUCACAGCAACAUGGAUAAUCCGGAUUACCAGCAACAUACCGACAAUUUUGGCAAGGGCCCUAAAGGCCACAGUCCGUGGACCGGAGUGUCUCAGUUCUUGCAGACAUCCCAGAAGAUCAUCCAGUUUGCCUCAGGAAAAGAGCCGCAGCCUGGGGACACCAUCAUCUACGUCGCUGGGGCUUUUGACCUCUUCCACAUCGGCCAUGUCGACUUCCUAGCCAUGGUCUACAAGUUGGCAGAGAGGCCCUACGUCAUUGUGGGUCUGCACUUUGACCAGGAAGUCAACCGAUACAAGGGGAAGAACUACCCCAUCAUGAACGUCCAUGAGAGGACCUUGAGCGUCCUGGCCUGUCGGUACGUGUCCGAAGUGGUGAUAGGGGCGCCCUAUGCUGUCACCAAAGACCUGCUGGAUCAUUUUAAGGUGGACGUGGUUUGUCACGGCAUGACCAAAGUCUUUCCUGACAAAGAUGGCUCCGACCCUUACGCCGAGCCCAAGAAGAGAGGCAUCUUCAGGAGCAUCGAUAGCGGAAACAACCUCACCACGGACGACAUCGUGCAGAGGAUCAUCGCUAACAGGCUGCAGUUUGAAGCCAGGAACCAGAAGAAGGAGGCCAAGGAGAUGGCUGUGAUCGAGGCUAUGAAGAAGCGAGAGGAAGCGAGCGAAGGUGCUGACUAAAGACACCAGGACUUUUCCUGCUUCUCUCUUUCUUGUUCAUUUUAAGGUGAGCGGCUCCAAGGUGAAGACGCACUCUUUUGACCGCUUGACGUCGUCCUUGCUAUCGGGUGGCUUCUCUCUUUGCUCCUGACGGGAUUCGGCCAGAUCCAAGAUCUACAUAACAAAGAUUGAUUUUCUUCUUGAAAAUCCCACAGCACGUCCUAGUAGAGUAUCUUCUAUCUUACCAAAUAACGUCACCACUUACAGCUCUUUGAUUCUUACAUUUUUACAACUUAUUCAAAGUAUUUUACACAUUCAUCUUAAGAGGGCAGGAUUUCUAUAUUAAAAAUCUUUUAAAUCUUCUAUUUUUAACUGGAUUUCAAAUACCUGUGUGAGUGUGUGUGUGUGUGUGUGUGUGUGUGCACAUGCUUGUGUAUGUAAUCUACAGGAGGGUUUGUCUAAAAGACCAUAAAGCCUCAUUCCUCAAGCGAGAACAAAUGCAAGCUCAUUUUAAUGUGUUGAUGAUGUUUGACUUUUAUUCUAAAAAAAUGAUUUUCUUCAUGUUGGAGACUAACAGCUUAAAGUGGGGGUGUCCAAACCUUUCCCAGUGAGAUCACAUACAUAAAAAAUAACCACUUUGCUGCAUUUUGUACAUUAAAGAUGCUAAGAGCAAUCCACUGGAUGCCAAUAAUAUGAUAAGCUAUCAUAUUAGCUUUAUGUGAUAGCCGACAAAAAAAGCAAAUUAUCCUAAUAGCUAAUCAAUUUAAUUCAUAAUAAAUUUAUUUCAUUAUAAAAUAUGCUUUAAAAAAACGCCCUGGGGCAACAUUUUGGACACCCUGCUUUUGUUGUGCAAAUAAUUUCUUUGCAAGUUUGUGCAUGUUCCUGUGACUAAAUGGAUAAUAUGAAUGUACAGGACAAUGUAAACACGUGACAGAGAGGUGAGAAGCUUUAAUAAUAAUAAUAAUUGUAAAAUCACAUGGAAUAAACAAAGUUGCUUCGGGGCAAA